This is a messenger RNA of Naegleria gruberi, 393 nucleotides long. RefSeq lists its product as uncharacterized. Lineage: Eukaryota; Heterolobosea; Eutetramitea; Acrasida; Naegleriidae. The record is from RefSeq and is a predicted model, not a curated record. The transcript has a single exon. Bases 1 to 393 code for a protein of 130 amino acids.
AUGAACGAUCCAGUCAUUGUAGACUAUAGGAAAGUGUUUGAGGAUAACCCAAAGAAAUCAGAGGAUCAUGGAAACACAAUAGACCUCAGCAAGGAAAGUCAAUUCGAUCAAAUAAUUGCCAAAAAUCCUAUUGUUGUUGUAGAUUACUAUGCAACAUGGUGUGGGCCUUGUAUGAUGCUUGCUCCAGCAAUGGCUCAAUUGUCAAUGGAUUACCCUACUGUAAAGAUUGUAAAGAUUGAUGUAGAUAAAUUUCCAACUUUGGCCCAAAGAGGUAAAGUGAGAGCAAUGCCAACAAUUGUCUAUUACUACAAGCAGAAAGAAGUUAAACGACAUGAAGGAGGAUCAAAAGGAAGUAUUGAUGCAAGCAUUGCUACUCUCUUAGCAAAGAAGUGA